Molecule: messenger RNA, 6913 nt
Organism: Columba livia (rock pigeon)
Lineage: Eukaryota; Metazoa; Chordata; Aves; Columbiformes; Columbidae
Exons: 4
Coding region: 247-4491 (1414 amino acids)
Source: RefSeq, a predicted model, not a curated record
GUUGCCACAGCUGAGUGCUGGUGACACCACAGCUGGUGAAAGGGUGACAGCCCCGUGUCACGCCUGCAUCACAAACGCCAGCCCCAUACAUAGGUGGGGCUGAGUGAGGCUGGGCGGCACUUUGCCUGCGACCUGCCAGGUGAAGAGAGAGGCUCUUGAGCUGGGAAGGAAGAGCAAGUGGACUGCGAGUUGGGUCCGGCUGCUCCUCCUCAAGCUCUCCUUGGUUCUCUCUGGCACUCUACUGGCAUGUCUGUCCAGCUCUGGGAAAUGAGCUGGUUCCUCAGCCAAGAGGCCUUUGUCAUCUUCUUGGCUUUGCUGUGGUUGCUGCUGGUGCUGCUUCUCUUUCGCCUCCUGCUGAUCCUGGCCAAUCCCCAGGAAGGGAGACCAAAGCAGCACCAGCACAGAGACAACAGGGGGGAUGUCAGAGGUGAGCAGACCCUGGGCAAGGGCAGGUGCCCUGCAAAGACACCCCCUGGCCCCAAGAGCCCACCGCCCCAUCAGGGAAUGCACCAUCUGCUCACUGUGUCUCCUCUGCCUGCAGCAUUUAUCCUCCCGGAGACUUCACGGCCCUCGAGAACACUCUGCCGUGUACAUCCAGACAUGGAUCCCAUCUAUGAAAUAGCCAAUCAGUUCAACAGGACAGUCGAGAACCUAACAAGAUACCUGGACAAGCUCAGCUGUGAGACAUCUGAUGGCAGCGAGAGCUCCACUAAUUCCAUCAGAGACAGUGAAGUUGAAUCCUCUUCAAGUGUCUUGCUGCCCGCUUUGAAAGAUGACUCUCACUCUUCCAUCAUGGGAAAUGAAACUAUCUCUUCUACAGAGCUCUGUCUCUCCUUUUUGAGUGACAACUCCUGGACUUCCCUCAUGAAAAGCAAUGUUGGCUCCUCUUCACAGGAGUCUCUCUCCACUCUUGUGGAUAAAGCUCCUGCCUCCAGCGUCCAGCCUGGUCUGGAGUGGGAACUGUGCCUGCCAGCUGAUGUGGAUGAGACUCUGCAGGAUGACCCAGCCUCGGCUCUUCCAUCACCUCAGCAACCAGAACAGCAUGAUGUGAUGGUGGAUAUUAUUGUGCAACACAUGCCCUUCCUGGAUGAGACUGUGGAAAGGGAACUAGAGAAUGACUUUACAAAUACGCAGGUACAGCCGCUCUGUGGGCUGCCAACCAAGGUCCUGGAAAAUGACAAGAGCCCAGAAGACACGGACUUACAGCAAAAAGCCGCUCAGGCUCCCAUUCCCCGUAAGCGCACUCUGCUGCCCUACUGCUCUCCUUUACAGCAGUGGGAUGUGGCUCAUGCCUCCAGUGUCCAGCCUGCUCUGGAGCAUCCCAGGACUGACCCGGAGGAACAGCCUGGCCCAGAACCUUCUCCAGUUUGCGAGGAAGACCUGGCCAGCUGCCUUGAGGCCAGUGGUGUGCAGCAGCACCAACAGGAACUGGAGAUCCAGUCGGCUACUCCCAGUCCAUCGCCAGAGGUGCUCGACUUCCAGUCCAGUGAAACAGAGUCACCCAUCACACAUCACAACGGCCAGGAUCCAUUGGAGGACCUCAUUACAGCCACAGAACUGGAGUGGGAACUGGGCCUGCCAGCCAAUGUGGACGAGUCUGUGCAGGAUGUCCCAACCUUGGCUGUUCCAUCACCUCGGCAACCAGAACAACAUGAUGUGAUGGUGGAUAUUACUGUGCACCUUGUGCCAUUUCUGGAAGAAACUGUGAAAAGGGAACUAGAGAAUGACUUUACAAAUACACAGGUACAGCCGCUCUGUGGGCUGCCAACCAAGCUCCUUGAAAAUGACAAGAGCCCAGAAGACACGGACUUACAGCAAAAAGCCGCUCAGUCUCCCAUUCCCCGUAAGCGCACUCUGCUGCCCUACUGCUCUCCUUUACAGCAGCAGGAUGUGGCUCAUGCCUCCAGUGUCCAGCCUGCUCUGGAGCAUCCCAGAACUGACCCGGAGGAACAGCCUGGCCCAGAACCCUUCCCAGCUUGCGACGAAGACCUGGCCAGCUGCCUUGAGGCCAGUGGUGUGCAGCAGCACCAACAGGAACUGGAGAUCCAGUCGGCUACUCCCAAUCCAUCGCCAGAGGUGCUCGACUUCCAAUGCAGGGAAACAGAGUCACCCAUCACACAUCACAACGGCCAGGAUCCAUUGGAGGACCUCAUUACAGCCACAGAACUGGAGUGGGAAUUGGGCUUGCCAGCCAAUAUGGACGAGACUGUGCAGGAUGUCCCAGCCUCGGCUCUUCCAUCACCUCGGCAACCAAAACAGCAUGAUGUGAUGGUGGAUAUUACUGUGCACCUUGUGCCCUUUCUGGAAGAAACUGUGAAAAGGGAACUAGAGAAUGACUUUACAAAUACACAGGUACAGCCGCUCUGUGGGCUGCCAACCAAGGUCCUGGAAAAUGACAAGAGCCCAGAAGACAUUGACUUACAGCAAAAAGCCGCUCAGGCUCCCGUUCCCCGUAAGCGCACUCUGCUGCCCUACUGCUCUCCUUUACAGCAGCGGGACGUGGCUCAUGCCUCCAGUGUCCAGCCUGCUCUGGAGCAUCCCAGGACUAACCCGGAGGAACAGCCUGGCCCAGAACCUUUCCCAGCUUGCGAGGAAGACCUGGCCAGCUGCCUUGAGGCCAGUGGUGUGCAGCAGCACCAACAAGAACUAGAGAUCCAGCUGGCUACUACCAGUCCCCCUCCAGACGUGCAGGACUUCCAAUGCAGGGAAACAGAGUCACCCAACACACAUCGCAACAACCAGCAUCCAUUGGGGGACCUCAUUACAGCCACAGAACUGGAGUGGGAACUGGGCCUGCCAGCCAAUGUGGACGAGACUCUGCAGGAUGUCCCAACCUUGGCUGUUCCAUCACCUCGGCAACCAGAACAGCAUGAUGUGAUGGCGGAUCCCGUCACACGGGACCUCUCCUUCCUUGCAGAUGCUGUGAAAAGGCAGCUGGAGCGUCACAUUAUGAAAAAACAGAUAGAAAAGCGCUAUGGGCUGCCAACCAAGGUCCUGCAAUAUGAGAAGGAGACCUCUGAAGACAGUGAGUUGAGGCAAAAAGCGGCUCAGCCUCCCCAUCUGCAGAGGCGCACUGGACUGCCCUACCAACCUCCCUUCUGGCAACUGGAUAAGAGAAAGCUCAACAGGAAUCCUGCAGGACAGCUGCCUCUCCUGCAAGUAGAGUCUCCAGAACCUGUGGAGACAGGCCUGCUAGUGAUGCAGGCUCCAUCACCUCCUCCAACACCUCAGAGGUCAGACCAGCGUAAUGCAACGGUGUUUCCUGUGGUGGAGGACCUGGACUUCCUGAAAGAGGCUGUUAAAAGGCGUCUGGAGCGUCACAUUGUAAAACUGCAGAUACAAAAGCGCUGUGGUUGGCCAACCAAGGUCCUGCAAAUGGAGAAGAGUUCUGAAGACAUAGCACAGUGGCAAAAAGCUGCUCAGCCUCUCCAUCUGCAGAGGCAAACUGUGCUUCCCUGCUGGCAGGCUCAUGUCCACUCUGGGCCAGAAAUGUUCCUGGGGGCGACACAAGAGAAGUCUCAGGAGCAUGGGAAGACACCACCAUGUACAAGGGAGCACAGUGGAACGUCCAGCAGCAUGGCCAGCAGGGAGACCGAUGGGAAGGAGAAGGACCCUGGGACACAAGGGGAUGUGCACAGUCAUUGCCCUUCCAACCAGGCACAGCAGGCACUGCCACAGAGCAAGGGAGAUACCCAGGAGCAAUCAGGCCAGGUGUCUGAGAGCUCCAGCAUCUCCGAUGGGGACGUGGGGACACCAGAGUUACUCCUGAUGAAGAGUUUCCCCAUGGGACAAGCAGACCCCUCCCUGGAAGAGCACAGCAGCUCCAACGAGGACGUGGGGACACCUGGGCUGCAAUCAGACUUGGAAACUUCUCCAAUCAGAAGUUCCCCGCAGACACAAUGCUCCUCCUCUGAGGAGAGACUCUCAGCUCUGCCACCAACUCCAGAAUUGGCAGGGACCAGCCUUCAGAUCCCCCAUCUGGAACUGCUCCUCACAACCAUCAUUGAUUACUGCAGGGCGAGAAAAGCUACUGAAGACGUGCAGAACCAGCUGCUGGCUUUCCGGCUGCCAGAGCCCCCAGGCAAUGUGGGGAGCCAAAUAGAUCCAGCAGCGGAGCUCCCCAGUGACUUGCAGAGCCGCGGCCACAGAGGAGCAGAGAAGGACAAAGGAAGCACCCAGGACACAGCUGGCUCCAGCAGUCUCUGCUCCAAGCCCAGCAAAGCCCCACGCAGCAGCCUGUCUGGCAAGGAAGGCUCCCACACAUGGGCUCCAUCUGAUGUUGCUGCUCUGCAAGCAGGAAGGGAAGGGACAGUAGAAGACAGCCUUCCACCCAAGGACAGGGCCAAGAGGCAGCAGGGACAGAAGAGGGCUGCUGCCGCCCAGCAACCACAGCGGGUGCAUGCAUGUAGGUACGCCACAGGGGAGGUGGCUGUGCUGGAGAAUGGGAGUCUUCUGCCGCGCUGUGCUCCCACCACAGUUGUGCUGCCAUGACAGCAGCCAGACACAGGAGUCCUGGGGCACAGACACCUCCUCUGCCAGGCAGCAGCUGCUGGGUGCUCAGCCUCAUCCUCGCUUGCUGCCAUGGUGCCUGCACCAAGCUCCCAGGGCCAGGCGAGGCCCAAUUUGCCAGCAGCAGAAAGGACAGGAGAGCUGAGGAGCCCCAAGCGAAGAGGACAACGGGGAUGGCAAGCAGAGCCUCAGUGGGGGCACCAGCCUCUUUGGGUGCCUGACCGUGCUCUUCCCCAGUCAGGUGUCCAGAGGCAGAGCGCCCAGCGGGGCACGGACCCAGAGAGCAGCACAUCUCUGCCAGGCCUUACGAGGCAGCUGAAUCUCUCUCAAUAAACUUGUUUCUCUUGAAGUGAACUCACAGGAGUCUCUUCUUUCCUGAUGUAUUUAGUUUAUGAAUUACCAUCCAUGCCAAGAGGAAGCAGAAAUGGACUGGGGCAGUAACUUCAAAACACAGUUCAGCCACAUCAUUACAAGGGCCAACCCUGUCUGCCUGAGGCUGUGCUGUCACCUGAAAGGCCCAAGCUGGGCACAGGCAAACUGCUACACUACAUUGAGCAGUGUACAGGUUAUUCUGCCUGGAGGUGGCAGGUAAGAGUCCCCUCAGGAGCUGGGCUGCCUGGCUGCUGUUGCAGCGUGGUGAAGCAGCUGGUCUGCUCUUGGUUCCAGAAGGAGCUUGUGGGCUCUACACAGUGUUGGACAGGGACCCUCUGUUAGUCCUACACCCCAAAAAACAACGUGGCAGUGACAGCAGCUGAAACUGCACAACAGCACAUCCAUCCCUGUCUGCAUCAUCCCUCCCUGGCUAACCCAGGUCACCAGUGUCUGAGCUGGUCCUGCUGUGAGCUCCUGGUUUGCAUCCUUUGUCCCAGGAGUUCGUUUCCAACAGAAGCAGUUGAUCCCACUAAGUUUAACACAGGCAGCGUCUCCUGGGUUCCCUGAGCUGCCAAACAGCCUCGCUGCUCUGUCCAGUCAGGAGACCCUGCAGACAUCGAUGGGAAGGAGAACGGCCCUGGGACACAAGGGGAUGUGCACAGUCAUUCCCCUUCCAACCAGGCACAUCAGGCACUGCCACAGAGCGAGGGAGAUACCCAGGAGCAAUCAGCGCAGGUGUCUGAGAGCCCCAGCAUCUCCGAUGGGGACAUGGGGACACCGGAGUUACUCUUCAUGAAGAGUUUCCCCAAGUCUAUGGAGGUGCUGAUGGUGCUGAGGGCAGAGUCUGUCACGCACGGCCGCUCCAGCGACAGAGCUUCAAUCUGUUCUCUGCAGGGGUGAGGCAUGGCUGUGCUGGGCAUUAAAAGCAGGAUUUGGCAGGGGGUGCAGGGGAGCCACCAUGAGGGGAGCCCAGGGCUGCCUGUGCUGCUCAGAGAUGGUUCCAGAAAGCUCCACAACAGACACACAGCUCAGCCAAUCAGGGGAGAUUGUGCCGGCUCUGAGCCAAUGAGAGGAGUCUGUGUGUACCCCAGAGGACAGCUGUGAGGCUGGGAGGGCAGUGGCAGCAGGAGCAGCAGUGGGGGCAGCAAUGGCGUCCGGCUGGCCCAGGCACCUGGGGCGAGAGGUGUCUGCAGUGAAGUGGUGGCUGUGCAUGGGGUGGGGGGCAUAUUCUCCCAGCUUUUGUCAUUUUUGUUUCCCAAUACCCAAACCAGUUUUCUGCAAGAAUAAUUUUGCAGCUCCGCCUUCACCCCCUGUUCGCUUGUGAGCGCUCCUUGCAUGGGCAAGAUGGGGAUUUGUGUGGGCAAUCUCAGUGGAGAGGACCAGCAUGGCAUUCCGCGUUCCUAAGGGGCUGUGGCUGUGGGUGGCCCGUGCUGGGUGAGAACACAGAGAAGAGCAGCAGAAAACAAUUUCCACAGUGAUGUGGGGCUUCCACCAUGCCUGGAAUGGGGCCUGGUAGCAAUGCUAAUUGCAGGGCAGUGGCCUGGGGUGUCAUGAAUAGAAUAGAAUAGAAUAGAAUAGAAUAGAAUAGAAUAGAAUAGAAUAGAAUAGAAUAGAAUAGAAUAGAAUAGAAUAGAAUAGAAUAAUUUCAGUUGGAAGAGAUUCUCAGGAUCAUCGAGUCCAACCAUAACCUAGCUCUAGCACUAAACCAUGUCCCUAAGAACCUCGUCUAAGCACCUUUUGAACACCUCCAGGGAUGGUGACUCCAGCACUUCCCUGGGCAGCCUGUUCCAAUGCCUGACAACCCUUUCUGGGAAGAAAUGUUUCCUAAUAUCCAAUCUAAACUUCCUCUGGUGCAACUUGAGGCCACUUCCUCUUGUCCUAUCACUUGCUACUUGAGGGAAGAGACCAACCCCCUCCAUGCUACAACCUCCUUUCAGGUAGUUGCAGAUAGUGAGAAGGUCUCCCCUCAGCCUCCUUUUCUCCAGGCUGAACAGCCCCAGUUCCCUCAGCUGCUCCUCAUCACACUUGUGCU